Messenger RNA from Verruconis gallopava, 1313 nucleotides. RefSeq lists its product as uncharacterized. The transcript has a single exon. Bases 123 to 1313 code for a protein of 396 amino acids. NCBI's taxonomy places the organism in Eukaryota, Fungi, Ascomycota, Dothideomycetes, Venturiales, Sympoventuriaceae. Gene Ontology annotation, molecular function: epoxide hydrolase activity. The record is from RefSeq and is a predicted model, not a curated record. Gene Ontology annotation, biological process: epoxide metabolic process.
GCAAAUCUUGAUGCCCAGAUUUGGUAUCCAGUGUUCAGUUAGAUCAUAGACAUCUGGCUUUGUAUCAGCAGUUUUUUAAUGCAAACGCCAGAACAGUGUUUGUGUCGCUGCAUUUCCAAAUCAUGUGCGCCUCUCCCUUCAAACUUUACGUGCCGCAGCCAAAACUGGACCAGCUCAAACAAAAGCUGCAGCUGACCAUCCUACCAGAUGAGAUGCAAGAAGUCGGCUGGUCUCAAGGGCCGCCGCGCAGUGAGAUCAAACGACUUGUCGAAGCUUGGAUUCCGUUUGAUUGGCGAGCAUCGGAAAGGGAGAUCAAUCAACUGCCAAACUUCCAGACCACCAUCAACGUAGAAGGCUUUGGUAACAUCGACAUUCACUUCAUACAUCAGAGGAACAUGGACCCAGAAGCCAUCCCUCUGCUGUUCGUGCACGGCUGGCCCGGAUCUUUCCUCGAGGUCCUCAAGAUAGGAGAGCAACUUGCGAAGAACCCGGCAAAGCCACCACUAUUUCACCUCGUUGCACCUUCAUUGCCGAAUUUUGGCUUCAGCGACGGCGUGACGAAGCCUGGGUUUGGGCUUGCGCAGUAUGCAGAGACUUGCCACAAGCUGAUGCUUUCCCUGGGAUAUUCGCGGUACGCGACGCAAGCGGGCGACUGGGGCUAUUGGAUCACACGGGCAAUAGGCCACAGAUAUCCACAUCACUGCGUUGCCAGCCACUACAACAUGGUCUUUGCCAAUGCACCUGGCUGGACUUCACAGCCGCUGCUGGCAUUGAAGGCGGCGAUCAUACCACUCAGCGAGUCGGAGAGGCGAGCACGGGAAAGGUCGGAGUGGUUUGCUAGCACUUCGAGAGGGUACAACGCUCUACAGUCCACCAAACCACAGACUCUCGGGUACUCUUUGGCAGACUCACCGGUGGGACUGCUUGCUUGGCUGUAUGAGAAGCUGAACGACUGGUCUGACGGCUAUCCUUGGUCUGAUCAAGAACUGUUGACCUUCGUGUCGGUGUAUUGGUUCAGUAAAGCGGGUCCCGCCGCAGCGCAAAGGAUCUACUACGAGGUGAACCACGAACGGGAUCCAACCUACACGUAUCAGGCGAUGCUGAGGUACAUGCCGUGCGUGAAGAUUGGUCUGACGUACAAUCCGAAGGAAAUUGAGAUGUUCCCCAAAGCGUACGGCCGCACGCUGGGCCGCGUGGUGUACGAAGUCGAGAACGAGCACGGCGGACACUUUUACGCUCACGAACAUCCAGAAUGGCUGGUGCGUGAUCUGCGUCACAUGUUCGGAAAGGACAUUAACGCUUUCGGGCGCUGA